Nomascus leucogenys (northern white-cheeked gibbon) is the source of this 891-nucleotide messenger RNA. RefSeq names its product toll-like receptor 2. Gene Ontology annotation, cellular component: membrane. NCBI's taxonomy places the organism in Eukaryota, Metazoa, Chordata, Mammalia, Primates, Hylobatidae. The transcript has 3 exons. Gene Ontology annotation, molecular function: transmembrane signaling receptor activity; triacyl lipopeptide binding. The record is from RefSeq and is a predicted model, not a curated record. Gene Ontology annotation, biological process: immune response; toll-like receptor signaling pathway; inflammatory response.
AUGGAGAUUCUGAAGUCUGGGAGCUCUUCCAAAAGCCAAUAUGUGUUGAAGACCCUACCAGAUGCUUUCUUCCUCUUUGAGAAGAAGCAGGAAAAGAAAACUUUCUCUAAAGGGCAACUUGACUCUUUUCACACCCUGAAGACCUUGGAAGCUGGUGGCAAUAACUUCAUUUGCUCCUGCGAAUUCCUCUCCUUCACUCAGGAGCAGCAAGCACUGGCCAAAGUUCUUAUCGGUUGGCCAGCAAACUACCUGUGUGGCUCUCCAUCUCACGUGUGUGGCCAACAGGUUCAGGACGUCCGCCUCUUGGUGUCGGAGUGCCACAGGGUGGCACUGGUGUCUGGCAUGUGCUGUGCCCUGUUCCUGCUGAUCCUGCCCACGGGGGUCCUGUGCCACCAUUUCCACGGCCUGUGGUACAUGAAAAUGAUGUGGGCCUGGCUCCAGGCCAAAAGGAAGCCCAGGAAAGCUUGCAGCAGGGACAUCUGUUAUGAUGCAUUUGUUUCUUACAGUGAGUGGGAUGCCUACUGGGUGGAGAACCUUAUGGUCCAGGAGCUGGAGAACUUCAAUCCCCCCUUCAAGUUGUGUCUUCAUAAGCGGGACUUCAUUCCUGGCAAGUGGAUCAUUGACAAUAUCAUUGACUCCAUUGAAAAGAGCCACAAAACUGUCUUUGUGCUUUCUGAAAACUUUGUGAAGAGUGAGUGGUGCAAGAAUGAACUGGACUUCUCCCAUUUCCGUCUUUUUGAUGAGAACAAUGAUGCUGCCAUUCUCAUUCUUCUGGAGCCCAUUGAGAAGCGAUCAUUCCCCAGCACUUCCGUUAAGCUGCAGAAGAUAAUUAACACCUAGACCUGCCUGGAGUGGCCACUAAUGAAGCUCAGCAGGAAGGGUUUUAGUUAA